This is a messenger RNA of Bombus huntii, 2436 nucleotides long. RefSeq lists its product as uncharacterized. The transcript has 3 exons. Gene Ontology annotation, biological process: sensory perception of taste. Lineage: Eukaryota; Metazoa; Arthropoda; Insecta; Hymenoptera; Apidae. Bases 253 to 1461 code for a protein of 402 amino acids. The record is from RefSeq and is a predicted model, not a curated record. Gene Ontology annotation, cellular component: membrane.
CUUCUGUCUUACUUCUUUCGCAAUGAAGUCACAUAUUUAAUCAAGUUAAGAGCAUUUUCAUUGCACGAUGAAAUAGCAAUCUACAUUAUUUAUUUACACACACAUUUCAUUAUUGAACUGCAUUUUUACAUGCUUUGAUGUGUGAGUUUCAUUAGCCAAAGUGUCUCUGUCUUAAAAACGAUAGUUGUUUGUGAGAAAUUGUAGUCUACGUACAUUCAUGAGCAAGUUCUUUUAUUAAUUUUGAAUUUGUUAAUGAUGUUAAAAAUUACGGGUAUAAUCGAGGAACUAAAGAAACGUAGAACAUGGAAGUUAUUGAGAGCAACAGAUUUCGAGUCGUUGAUGUAUCCUUGUUUUUUCAUCUUCUGGUUACUCGGAUAUUUUCCUUAUAAGUACGAACAUCAAGUAUACUCACUUUCGAAGAGCCGUUUCGCUUUUUCUACGUCUAUGAUGUUCAUUUUCGUAUGUUCGUUAAUGAUCACAAUCUAUGAAAUAAAUAUUGGCAUGAAAAUAAACAAAAGUAUACCAGAGUCGAUUCAUGUGAACAUGUACUUGUUCUUAGAUGGAUUCGUUAUCGUGGUGAUGUAUUUGUUAACUGAUGCUCGAUUAUUAGUGAUUCAAGAUCUGUCAAGAACUAGUUGCAUACUGUCUACAAAGGAUUUCAAAGAUUUGUCUAAAGUGAUUCACACGAAGAACAUAUUAUGUUUUCUAUUUCUCGGCAUCCAUAUACCAAACUGUUUUAAACACAGUAUUUUCCUGACUUUGCUGAAUUUUAUGAGCAUGUACAUAAUGAUGGCCAAUCUUUCAAUAGACAUGCUCUACAUAAAUUGCACAUGCAUUUUGAAAGAUUGCUUUAAGAAAAUGGAUGAAUCUAUACGACAGCUGAAGAAGCUUCCAAUGAAUAAUGAUAUAUGGAUGCAGACGUUUGUGCAUCAUAGACAGCUAAGUCCAUUGUUGGUGGUGGAACUGAAGAAUUUGGAGGAGAAACACUUGGAAAUCAGCGAUGGAUUGGAAUUGCUGAACAAUAUGUUUAUGAUACGUGUCAUAAUCGCAGCUAUUACGACCUUCAGCGUGGUCACUUUCGAUAUAUAUUUCUAUAUAAUUUAUUCAUACAGCGGAUUUCCUGCAAACAGCAAGUUCUGGUACAAACCGUAUAUCACGCCAGCCGCUUUCUAUUUUAUCAAGUUUUGGAUGAUGAUUUGGGCAUGUGAAACAGCGACGAAUCGAGCGAGAAAAAUGAAGACGACACUUUGGGAUGUUUUCAGUGCUACUAACGAUCCAUUCGUGAAACGCGAGGUGGAGCUUUUUUCUCUGCAAAUAAUGCACACGACAAACAUAUUCACAGCAAAGACAUUCGAUAUGAAUUCGUCAUUUUUGGCAAAGAUCGUCGGAGGUAUCAUAAUGUACAUCUUGAUCCUGUUUCAAUUUUUAUUAAACUACGUUGUGUGCAGUCUUCAUAUGUAAUGAAAGUUAGAUCUUUGAAGUGACGUGAUUCUGUAGGCGCAUGUGUUCUUUAUUGAUUCUUUGGCUGUCUUCUGUGAGACCAUACGCUGUUUCCAUGCGCGGACACCUGUAAUGAUUCUGCAUUCGCUUGGUUAUUUAUAAAUGGUAAAGCGUGUGUAUAAGUGUGAUCACUAAAUGACAGGAUUUAAGCGAGCUCAGUAAUUAUAAUAUCGCGAAAUAAUCUUGCAACGCUUUCUUUUAAUUUAUGAUAAUAGAGUAUUCUACUCUUAUUACUGAAUGGUACCGUCAUAUGGUAACAUUGAAAUUUCAAUGUCUAGAGAUUUGAUUAAAAUUUUUAUAAAAGUGAUUCGAUAGCUUAAUAUUUUAGAUACUUUCCAUGUUGGUCAGUUACCACAGUUAACAUUUAACAAAUUUUGAAAAUAUAUUUCUUCUGGUUUAGUGUAACACAAUUAUGUAAUAUAGUUACAUAUCUAAAUUUAUGUGAAAUGGAAUUAUAAUUUAGUUGCGAUAAUUAUCAAAUAAGUACAAGUAUAUUUUUAAAAUACUAUUGUAGUAUCGUGGACAAAUGGCUUAAGAAAUAUCGGGUGAAACUUCAAUGGGCCUUAUUGUGCUGUCGAUCCUUCAGUCAAAUAGUUACGCCGGAAUAUGGCCUACGUGAUCGUUACCGGGGGGUCGUUACCUGAAGAGUUGAGUUGUGAGGAGACAAGUUAUGAGUUGGGAGUCGAUUUGUGAUGAGUCGAGAGUUGAGUUGCCAAGUUGCUAUGAGUUGUAAACUAUUAGUUGUGAGUUGUGAAUUAACUAUUUAGUUGUCUUAGUUAUAGCGCAUUACUGUAUUUAGUUCACGUUAAAUAACCAUCGUUUCCUGUUUAAUCCAUUGUAAAUAGAUCUAUCGAUCAAUUAACUUAUCAUAUAGGAUAGAAAUCAUUGGAAACCCCAAUUUCUAAUAUUUCUAAAUAAAUAAAAAAUCCUAUACUA